GUUUUCAUAAUCCCAUCAAAAGUUUCGAAGAAAAAAGAAAUGUUUCUUCUUGAUUGGUUGUACGGAAUUCUUGCAACCUUGGGUCUGUCACAAAAGGAGGCUAAGAUCUUGUUCCUUGGUUUAGAUAACGCUGGCAAGACCACUUUGCUUCAAAUGCUCAAAGAUGAGAGACUAGUUCAGCAUCAACCCACUCAAUUCCCAACUUCAGAGGAGUUGAAUAUUGGGAAUAUUAAAUUCAAAGUCUUCGAUUUGGGUGGCCACCAGAUUGCUCGUAGAGUCUGGAGGGACUAUUAUGCUAAGGUUGAUGCAGUGGUGUACGUGGUGGAUGCACAUGACAAGGAGAGGUUCCCAGAAUCAAAAAAGGAGUUGAAUGCUCUUCUAUCUGAUGACUCAUUAGAAAAUGUACCUGUUCUUGUACUAGGAAACAAGAUUGACAUAGUUGAUGCUGCAUCAGAAGAGGAGUUAAGGUAUCAUUUGGGCCUCACCAACUUCACUACAGGAAAAGGCAUGGUCAAUCUUAAGGACUCCAAUAUUCGGCCUCUAGAAGUGUUCAUGUGCACUAUUGCUCGCAAGAUGGGGUUUGGAGAAGGCUUCAAGUGGCUCUCUCAGUACAUCAAAUAGAGAACAUGGUGUGCUCCUACAUGUUGAUCAUUGUCACCAUGUUCAUGCAAUACCAGCACAAGUAUUUGUUGUAUUCAGCCAUGUAACUUGGAAACUUCUCUGGUGGUUUUGAUUUUUUACUGUCAUGAGGCUUGCUUGUUUCUAUUUAUUUUUUUAAACUUUGCUGUAUAUAUUGGUUGUUGCAAGAAGCAAAAUAACAAUUCUUCUAGCUUCC
Messenger RNA from Cajanus cajan (pigeon pea), 835 nucleotides. Its product is annotated as small COPII coat GTPase SAR1A. Gene Ontology annotation, biological process: intracellular protein transport. The record is from RefSeq and is a predicted model, not a curated record. Lineage: Eukaryota; Viridiplantae; Streptophyta; Magnoliopsida; Fabales; Fabaceae. Gene Ontology annotation, molecular function: GTPase activity; GTP binding.